Molecule: messenger RNA, 1146 nt
Organism: Drosophila persimilis
Lineage: Eukaryota; Metazoa; Arthropoda; Insecta; Diptera; Drosophilidae
Product: protein TIPIN homolog
Exons: 1
Coding region: 38-943 (301 amino acids)
Biological process (GO): DNA replication checkpoint signaling; replication fork processing; DNA damage response
Cellular component (GO): nucleus; replication fork protection complex
Molecular function (GO): DNA binding
Source: RefSeq, a predicted model, not a curated record
AUUUUCCACGAGUCCUUGCGGCAUACCGGUACUGUCCAUGGCUUCUCUAUUCGGCGACGAUGGGGUUGAUGACUUGUUCAACGACAACGUGUGCGCGGACAACGACCAAUUGCCCAGCGAUGGCGAGGGGGAGAAACUAUUUGCCGACGACGAUGAGAACAAUGAAAAUGCAGAUGGAAAUCCUGAUGCUGGAGUCAAAGUGGAGCCCAAGAAGCGUGCUGUGCGCAAUCCAAGGCCGCGUCUCACAGUGGACACCCUGCGUGGCCCACGCGGCAUUCACACCAUCGAGAAUUACUUCAAGGAUGUCAAACUGAAGGGCAAGGGCCAUGAAAAAACUGAUCUGGAUGAGGUCUUGCGGCGGCUGCAGCACUGGGGUCAUCGCAUGUACCCCACCUACACAUUCGACGAUGUCCUCAACAACAUAGAGCGUCUGGGUAAGAAGAAGCCCCUUCAGGUGCACAUGUCACGAUAUCGUCUGGGACAACUGGAGGAUUUGCGCAUGCAGGAAGGGGACGCUGUCGACGAUGGCCAGGAGGAGCAGAACGAUGACGCAGCCGAUGAACCUUUUGACGAGUUCGAUGCUUUGUUGGGCGAACAGAUAGCCAUGUCUAAGCUGGCACCACACACACCAGCAGCCACGUAUCAGAGAUCCAAGUUAUCCAGCACGAGCACAAGUACUUUGGUUACGCCUUCCUUCUCCCGCCAUGCAGUUGUGUCCACUCCCUAUUCGACGGUGAAUGGUCCGACCUUCGAUAAAGAUGGUGCUCCUAUAGAUGCGCACGAUAUGAGUGAUUAUGGUCAGCCCUUGCCGUCUUCACAGCCUCCAACGCCAGCGACAAAGAAGCUAUCGGCGGAUCAAAUGGCGCGUAUAGCAGAGAAUCGAAGGCUGGCACAGGAGCGGCUACUGGCCAAGAAACAACAGCAACAAGAGCUGGAAUCAUAAUUUACGUGUAAAACUUAAGCAUUUUUAUUGAAGAAAAUAAAUUAGGAUUCGUUUGUAAGAAAGCUACAAUAUGUGCGUAUGUACAAAGAGCAGAAGCUCCUCCAAGUCAUGAUAGGGAUGGAUUUGUAGAGCCUCAUGUAUGAAGAAUACUUGUAAAACUAUAUACUAUGGUGUGAAUAAACUAAACACUUAUUGAAUACAAA